Necator americanus (New World hookworm) is the source of this 744-nucleotide messenger RNA. RefSeq lists its product as uncharacterized. Bases 1 to 744 code for a protein of 247 amino acids. Gene Ontology annotation, molecular function: structural constituent of ribosome. Gene Ontology annotation, biological process: translation. The transcript has 5 exons. Gene Ontology annotation, cellular component: ribosome. The record is from RefSeq and is a predicted model, not a curated record. NCBI's taxonomy places the organism in Eukaryota, Metazoa, Nematoda, Chromadorea, Rhabditida, Ancylostomatidae.
AUGAAACUCAACUUCGCCAAUCCGGCGACUGGUCAGCAGAAACUGUUUGAGGUAGAUGACGAGAAGAAGUUGCGCAUUUUUUACGAUAAGCGUAUGGCACAAGAGGUUGAAAUCGACAGUCUUGGAGAGGAAUGGAAGGGAUAUAUUGUUCGCAUCACUGGUGGAAACGACAAACAAGGUUUCCCUAUGAAACAAGGUGUCUUGACGAACGGUCGUGUUCGUCUCCUUCUUGGUAAGGGUGAUUCUUGUUAUCGCCCUAGAAAAGCCGGCGAAAGGAAGAGGAAAUCUGUCCGUGGAUGUAUCGUUGAUGCCAAUCUUUCUGUACUCUCUCUCGUCGUCGUUAAAAGAGGUGACCAGGAUAUCGAAGGUCUCACCGACAAGGUUCUUCCGCGACGUCUCGGACCUAAGAGAGCGUCAAAGAUCCGCAAGCUGUUCAAUCUAUCCAAAGAAGACGAUGUUUUGAAAUAUGUCAUUACACACGAAAAAUCGCGCGGAGAAGGAAAACCGUCCCGUAUCAUCGCUCCCAAGAUCCAGAGACUCAUAACUCCCACGGUGAUCGGAAGGCGCAAAGCUCUUCUUAGGAGAAAAAUCCAACAGCGUCAGAAAUCUCGUGAGGAGGCUGCUGCUUACCACAAGCUUAUGACCAAAUUCGCUAAGGAGAUGAAGGAUCAGAAAGUAGCCCGUAGAAGGUCUUCUGCCUCAAGGUCUUCAGAGUCCGAUGCGAAGAAGUCUGCCAAGAAGUGA